Messenger RNA from Diversispora eburnea, 972 nucleotides. The record is from the annotation of a GenBank genome assembly. Lineage: Eukaryota; Fungi; Glomeromycota; Glomeromycetes; Diversisporales; Diversisporaceae.
AUGUUAUUCAACAGUUUAUUGUUAGCACUUAACCGAGUAGUGGAAUCAUGUAUUCCACAUAAAAAUUAUCAAGAAUUUAAAGAAGAUUCAGAUAAUAAUUCUAAUAAUGAUGAUUCCGAUACAAUUUAUUUACUUGAUGAAAAAGAAACAAUAUUCGACCAAGAAACCAUUACAAAUAAAGAUAAAAAACAAAAUCACGGAAACAAAAAAAACAUUUAUAAUAAUAAUCGUAAAAACCCUAAACCUAAACGUAGUAACAGUAAUUUAUUUAAAUUAUCAACGAAAUGGGAUUUUUCAACUCCAAGUGUAAAUAGUAGUAUAAUAUCCGUUAGUUCAAUCGUUACUCCACCUAGUCCCAAUGCCGUAUCCGCUCCUUUAUGGAAAGAACAAGUAGAUCCAAAUAUUAAAGCCGAAUUAUCUCAAGAAGAAAUUCAUCGACAAGAAAUUAUUUUUGAAAUAAUUCGAACCGAAUGUGAUUUUGCUAAUGAUAUCCGAUAUCUUAUUGAGCAAUUUAGAUGCAUACAAGCCAUAAUGUAUCCUGUUGUACCUUCGAUAACACAUAUUCUUCGAGAUUUAGCCAAACAAUUCUCAAUUUAUGAAUCAUAUCUGAUACAUUAUAAAGCUGCCAUAUCAGAAAUUGCUUAUUCUAAAAAGAAAAAAAAUAAAUUAGGUCAAUUAGUUAAAUCUUUAGAAUCUAAUGUUCCUCCUUCUGGUAGUUGUAGAUAUUUAACUAUUGAAAGUUUAUUGACUAAGCCAUUUCAGAGAUUAUGCAAAUAUCCUUUAUUGACUCUUUUAAAAGUUACACCAUCUGGACACGAAGAUUUCAAUUCCUUAAGAGAUUUACAUGAUCAAAUUGAUUGUGCUCUCAAUGAAUUGCAAGAACGUAAAUACGAAUACGAAAGAAAAUUUAAAAAUGAUACAAAAAAUAUCCAUACUCACAAUAUAAACGUUCUGGAACUUUAUCAUUCGUGA